This is a messenger RNA of Ciona intestinalis (vase tunicate), 1157 nucleotides long. The record is from RefSeq and is a predicted model, not a curated record. NCBI's taxonomy places the organism in Eukaryota, Metazoa, Chordata, Ascidiacea, Phlebobranchia, Cionidae.
UUAUUCAUCAAGAAUACGAAUUGCUUCAGCCAGAUAUUGAAUUAACUAGGAAAAUAGGAAUCAUCGAGAUAUUAAGCAUAAAGCAGUUCAGGAACCAGUUUAUAGCAGUUAACAUUUUGCUUUGCAACAUUGUGAUGGGUGGUAUUGACACAAUCUUACUUUACUCUUCUGUUAUUUUUAUCAAUGUUGGAAUCAGUAAAGGCAACAUGAUAUUUAUAAACAUUGGCGCAUAUUCUUUGAUGGUUCUCUCUUCUGUGGUUUGUACUAUGCUCGUGAAUAAAUUUGGGGGGUAUAGAGUUCUAUUUGUUGGCACAAAUGUUCUGAUCUUUUCGCAAGUUUUGUUUACUAUUUCACAAGCUUUGACAUACCUGGCACCAACUGUGAUGCCAACUCUGGCUGUGGUUUCUAUAUUCAUAUACCUUGCUGCGUGGUCAGCUGGUAUAAAUGGAUCGGUUUUUGCUGUUUUGGGGGAGAUAACAACAGAUGAAAACAGGACUGCCAUGUAUGGUUAUGCUGCUGUUUCAUUUUGGAUAUUUACCUGGAUAGGUGCUUUCGUUCCGCCGUAUUUGUUGUUGGGCUACCGUGCAUAUGCUAUGACUCCAUGGUUAGUAUGGACAGUGCUGAUGCUUUUAUACAUCAUAUUUUGCUUACCUGAUACCAGAGGAAAAAGAUCCGAAGAUAUUCAAACUCAAUUUUCUCAAGGGUUUUUUAUUUCUGAUUGUUUAGCACCAUAGCACAGUUGGUUAGCAUGCCUGCCUCGAACCCAGAGGUAAUGGAUUCAAGGCUCGUCGUUGCUACCACUGUGGGCGUAUGUGCAAAACACUUACGGCAAUUGCUCCAACUCAGUGCUCACUCAUGGGUUGUCCAAAUUAUCAGCCACACAUAAAAAAUAAAAAAAAUCAACAAAAAAAUAAUCACCCUCGAAGUAAUAUACAUUGUAAAUCGUAAGCUGGCACGACGUGUUUGAACAUCUCUGUUAUAACGACUGCCGUUUUCUGGCCACGCGAGGAUAAAGUAAGUUCCAUUUAUUCGUUUACUCUAUUUUGUAUCAUAAUGCCCAAAACCUUGCCAAUUAACAGAAAUACUUGGAUUCAUUUUUUUCCAGCAUGUUAACGCAAUCAAAAACUUUACGUGAAAUAAUACAAAAAAUGUCAUUG